Molecule: messenger RNA, 591 nt
Organism: Suillus paluster
Lineage: Eukaryota; Fungi; Basidiomycota; Agaricomycetes; Boletales; Suillaceae
Exons: 4
Coding region: 1-591 (196 amino acids)
Source: RefSeq, a predicted model, not a curated record
AUGAAGAAAACCUCCAUUCCCGAUAUCUGCCGGACCAUCAAAUCCUCCUUGAUCGGCCUGCAGUUGUUUGCAAUAAGUUUGGUGUCAUCAUCCUCUGGUAUCUCCCCUGGAGCUAUCGAUAUAGACAUACAGAAUGAGAUGGCAGCGGCAGACUGCAAAUAUGUCGGCCCUGCUGGCUACAAGUGUCACGUGGUGCAGAGACCGGCGGUAAAUGGAGGACCCACGAAUCCAACUGAGCCCAGGGCAGCAGAAAAGAAAUUGGAUGAAAUGGGUGCUCGCCUCAGAGAGUGGGCAUCCGUAUUUACAGCUGUCGCCGUUUCCCGUCCCCAAUGGUUCAAUGUCAUGACUAGCAUCGGCAAUUAUGGAGCGGCAAGGAUGAAGAUGCCGAAUAUAGGGAUUGAAAUUGUCUAUGGUCCAGGCGCCAUGGCUGUUGGUUUAGGGAGAAUUAUCAGGCAUGGGGUGGAUAUGGACACCGGCCGAAUAGCCUGGGUGUGGUAUAUGAGGGAUGAUGUACAUGAGUUUGUAGAUAUGCCCCGAGCUGACUACUCACGGUACAACUCAAUAGUCAGCGGCACCGAAAUCAGGACUUGA